Messenger RNA from Closterium sp. NIES-67, 1724 nucleotides. Lineage: Eukaryota; Viridiplantae; Streptophyta; Zygnematophyceae; Desmidiales; Closteriaceae. The record is from the annotation of a GenBank genome assembly.
CUGACCGUUACAACAUCACGGAUGGUAACCGAAGCGGCAAUCGAGUCGCUGUGCGACUCGAUAAACCGUUCUUGUAACUGUAUUCUACAACUGCUUUCUUAUCUUCUAUAUAUUGCUGUAUGCUUGUUUCUUUAAUCAAUCACUUGUUCUCACAUACUAGUACAAGGGUUCAACUGCCUCAACUUCCGCUGCACUACUCCAAGUCUCAAGUCUCUACAGCUGGGACUUAGUCUCUGCAAAAGAUCCUAAGGGCUUUUCUCAGCCCAACAAUAGGGUUGUUAGACAACCAAAUAUCCGAGGAAAAUGCUACAAAUGUAUUGUAAAUACCCGCUCUGUAAGGUGCUCUGCAGCUAGCAGCCACUUCGAGGUGGCAGAGGCGACAGAGGUAUAGCCUGAAUUGUGAAUCUAUUUGGUGUAGGCGUAACUGUUGACAGGGGGUAUCGGGAUGGAGGAGUGGGAGGUAGAGGAGGGAGAGAUGGGGAGCGACGAGGAAGAGGAGGUGGAGGAAGGAUCCGAGGAUCGAGGGGAGAAAGAGGAGGGAGGAGAGGAGGGCUCAGAGGAACGAGGAGCGGAAGAGGGAGGGGGAGGCGCAGAUAAGAGACAUGGCGACGCGACGGGUGCGCGUAGGUUACGGUUAGAGGCGAAUUGCGGUGCUGCUGAAGGGAGAAGCGAUAACAGCGAGAGUGACAGCGAGGAGGGGGAUGAGGAGAGAAGCGGGAACGAGAGUGAGGGAGAUGCGAUGGAAGCGGAGAAAGGAGAGGGGUCGGGGGAGAAAGGGCGGAAGCGGCGGAAAGGGGAAGGGCUUGGAGUGGACGGGCAGGGAAAGGGCGAAAAGCGAAAGCAGGCGAAAUUAACGAAAGGAAAGAAGCGGCAUAAGACGGGCGUGUGUUACCUUUCGCGAAUACCGCCUCGCAUGAAGCCUCUGAAGCUGCGUCACCUGCUGUCGCCGCACGCGGAAAUCCUCCGGAUCUACCUCGCGCCCGAAGAUCCGGCAGCCCGUCAGCGGCGGCGGGCAGCAGGGGGCAGCCGAAACAAGAACUUUACAGAGGGGUGGGUGGAGUUUGAGCGAAAGAGAGACGCCAAGCGGGUGGCGGCACUGCUCAACGGCCAGCCCAUGGGUGGCAAGAACCGCUCGCACCACCGCUUUGACCUGUGGACCAUCAAGUACCUCAAGCGGUUCAAGUGGGACAACCUCAGUGAAGAGAUAGCCUACCGGCGGGCGGUGCGCGAUCAGAAGCUGGAAGCGGAGAUGCGGGUGGCGGCGAAGGAGAGAGACGCGUAUGUGACGCGCGUGCAGCAGAGCAAGGUGCUGCAGAGGCGCCAGGCGAAGGCGGCUAAGAAGGCGAAGGCGCCAGCAGCAGCAGGGGCGGCUGAAGGAGGAGAGAAGGCACCACGGCAGCAGGCGCUGCGGCACUACAUGCAGCGGGGGGCGAUAGGCGAGGGCCAGGAGGAGGAGGAGGGGCGACUCAUGUCCAGAGGCGUGCUUGGGAAGGUGCUUGGGUGACGUACCCUGUGGUCACACUGGAUGUGAUGUCAUGGCUGCUGCUGUUCCUACACCCCCUCAUCGUAGAGCCCUUUUUGAUGUAGUGUAGAGUAUGUUGAUUGUUCUAGCAAAGCAAGUGGAGUACUCUACGAUGUUAAGCACAGUUAUCUUCCAUUGUUCGCAAGAGUGUAGACUACCGAUGCAAUGCAAGGGAUUCUAGAGGAAAGAGCCGAGUAUGCAA